Gracilinanus agilis (Agile Gracile Mouse Opossum) is the source of this 908-nucleotide messenger RNA. Its product is annotated as putative N-acetyltransferase 8B. The coding region runs from base 136 to 804 and encodes 222 amino acids. Gene Ontology annotation, molecular function: N-acetyltransferase activity. NCBI's taxonomy places the organism in Eukaryota, Metazoa, Chordata, Mammalia, Didelphimorphia, Didelphidae. The record is from RefSeq and is a predicted model, not a curated record. The transcript is spliced from 2 exons.
GCACUAAGGCAAACAUUUAUAGGAGCAGCCUGAGAAGAAAGAGUCCAAGUGGCAAGGGCAGCAGCAGCAAAGGACAGGGGUGUCUGGAAUUUCGGAAAGCAGCAGGGACCACAGGAGAAGGAGACUGAAGGAUCCAUGGCUCCCUAUCACAUCCGGAAAUAUCAAGACCAAGACAGGGAGAAGGUGAUAGACAUAUUCACUAAGGGAAUACUGCAUCAUGUUCCUGCUUCCUUCUUCCAUCUGCUGAAGCAGCCAAGAGGCUUCCUGCUCCUGUUGGGGGGCCCAGGGGCCCUGUUCCUUGGGUCUGCUUCUUACGUCCUGUCUCUCCUGGCCUUCGUGGGCCUCCUGACUAUCCUUUGGUGGAUUGCUAGAUAUCCCUACUCCUAUUAUGUGGACUAUACUUUGCACACUGACAUGAGGGACAUCAGGAAAACCUAUCUCAGUGACAAAGGAUCCUGUUUCUGGGUGGCAGAGUCGGAGGGUCAGAUAGUGGGCAUGGUGUGUGCCCGCCCGGUACAAGAGGCUUUAGGACCAAAAAAGCUGGAGUUGCUGCAUUUGUCAGUGGGAGAGGAGCACCGGGGCCAGGGUAUUGCCAAAUCCCUGACCCAAACUGUCCUCCAGUUUGCACAAGAACAGAGAUACGAUAAUGUAGUCCUGGAUGCACUUAAUAUAAAUUACCCGGCUCAAAGAGUGUAUGAACAUCUGGGCUUCUGGAAAACACAUGAAGCCUAUGAUUCCCUGAAAUGGAAGAUAAUAGCUGUUCCUUUUUUCUACUAUGAAUAUACAGUCCCUUCUUCAUUCUAAAAGCUCCUUGAACCAUCUUGGUUUUUGCCCUUUAUAGGUUCAUUGAUUGGUCCACAAUAGUACUCUGUCUACAAUGAGCACCCAUUAAAGGCUGUUAACUGCCA